AUGCCACUCAGAUAUUGCGUCUAUCCUGGUUGCAGCAGGCCUGCGGAGCGUGGAAGCGGCGAUUGCAUGAUCUGCUCUGGUCACUGUUGUUUGAAACAUUUGACGCCCGAAUUUCAUACAUGUCCAUCCGAGAACAAUGACCCUGAUGCUUUCUUCACGGCAUACGACUCUGCAAAACAGAAUCAUUUACAGGCGUUACUUGACAAAGUCGACUUCGAUGCUCUCAUAUCUAUCGCAACUCGUCUCCACAAUCAUAUCCCAUGCCACAUACCCGCUUUGCUGGACAAUUCUGUAAAGGCAGCACCAGAUGCCAAGUCAGAGCGGAUCUUGAAUCAAACCGGCGGUCAGAAUUGCAACCUCGACAUCUGCUUCGAUGGUGGCGUUGUCUGGAUAGCACGGCUACGAUUUGAAGAAUCCACCGUCCUGCCUCAAGAUGCGCAAAUGACCAUCUCCACGAGCGAAGUGGAAACACUCAAGUUUCUUGCACAAACCAACAUAAGGGUCCCAAAAGUUUUCCACCAUUCUUUUGACAACAUUGAGAUCGGUACCCCAUUCGUGCUUAUGGAGAAGCUUCCCGGCAAGCCACUAGAUUGGUAUAAUGCUUCGGCCCAGCAAAAGACGAAAGUCAUGGAACAGCUUGCAGACGUGUUUCUUGAACUCGAGAAGUGCCCGUUCCUAGAGACCGGAUCACUCUCUCAAGGUGGAUUGGUCGGACCAUUCGCCCAAGGCCAUCUUUUCGUGUCUCCUGCGAAUCCACUCGGACCGUUUUCUACCUUGGAGGAGUCGCUCACCUCGAUCUUGAAGCACGAGCUGGACAUGAUUGUAGAUGGUGAACUAGCCACGCUCGCUACUGAAAACUACUUGACUCAUCUCUGGAGGCUAGAGCAUCUACCCAGUCUCUUGGCAAGUGCGGCAGGCGAUAAAUUCUACUUGAAACAUGGCGAAGAUAAGGGCGACCACAUUCUCGUCGAUCAAGAUUACAACAUCACCGGCAUCAUCGACUGGGAAUUCGCAACAAUCGAAACCAAGAAGUCGGCAUUCAGUUCACCAUGCAUGAUGUGGCCCGUCUUAGAGUAUUACGAUGGCAGCAACGAAUUAUCACAAGAGGAGCGUGAGUUUGCACAAAUCUUCAACACUCGCGGACGACAGGAUAUGGCGCAGAUGAUUCUGCAAGGCCGCAAGUGGCAGAGAUUCCUUUUCUUCCUCGGUCCCACUGGUACACACCACUGCGAAGACUUUGGUAACUUGUUCCAAGGUUUGCGAAGGACCUUCGAGGGGGAAACCAUCGGAUCAUACUCACAGUGGAUACGUCUCUCCAGCGAGGCCAAUGCGGUCUCACUCGAGGCUCUUCAGAACAGUUCAGGCUCAUGA
Aureobasidium namibiae CBS 147.97 is the source of this 1371-nucleotide messenger RNA. RefSeq lists its product as uncharacterized. The coding region runs from base 1 to 1371 and encodes 456 amino acids. NCBI's taxonomy places the organism in Eukaryota, Fungi, Ascomycota, Dothideomycetes, Dothideales, Saccotheciaceae. The record is from RefSeq and is a predicted model, not a curated record. The transcript is spliced from 2 exons.